GUACAAAGCUUCUCGCUGUGACCGAUCCAACUCUGGAUGAUGUUAUUUCCUUUCAUCCUGGCAGUUGUAUCACUCCUGCUCUCUGUCCUUUACAAGCCGUCAGAAUUUAACACAGAUGUGUUGUUAGAGCAGACUGUGUCACCUCCACGCGUCCUCCUAUUGACUGCUCAUCCUGACGACGAAUGUUUUUUCUUUGCGCCAACAGUUCUGGCGCUUCGGCGAAAUAGCUUAAGUCCGGAAAUCUUCUCCUUAUGCUUAUCUAGCGGAAACGCUGAUGGUGUCGGGGAACAACGAAAGGGAGAGCUUGCGCGCAGCUUAAACAUUCUCGGAGUUGAGGAGGAACACCGUUGGGUCAUUGAACAUCCACAGUUGCAAGAUAACAUAACGCAGCAGUGGGAUGCAGAGAUUAUUGCUCAAGUCCUUCGACCAUUCGUGAUCGAGCACCAUAUCACUUCUGUCUUGACUUUUGACAUCAAGGGAAUAUCUUUGCAUCCCAAUCACUUUUCGCUCCCAUUGGGUGUAUCAUACCUCAUCAAAUCUCUGUCAUCGUCCUCACAUACACCUGUGCCACGUCUAUUCAGUUUAAUCACAGUUCUUGUCCUUCCAAAAUAUGCCGGGCUGCCGUCUGCCAUUCUUGCUCGCCUUGGCAUCUUCUCUCAAGCCUUUUUAGCCUCUGAGCCUACGGUGGAUUCACCUCCCGUCUUUAUUUCAGGGAUUCCAGACUACCUCACAACUGUAAAGGCAAUUUUAGCGCAUGGAUCGCAGAUGGUGUGGUUUCGCUAUUUGUACAUGACGUUUUCGAGGUAUAUGUGGGUCAAUGAAUGGGUCGAGUUCAAGACUUAGAAGGCGUAGGGCAAGAUCCACUUAAAUAAGGGUGUCUAGGUCAGAAUAAUCCAAAAGACAAAUGCAUCAUGUUGCACUGGCUACAGACGUACUGGAGAUGUCGCAUUCGAAAAUACUUGUAUUGGAUAGAAGAAGCUAUCCUCCGCUAUUAUCAUGGCGUAUAAUAACUCAGUUCAACUAA
Molecule: messenger RNA, 1024 nt
Organism: Suillus bovinus
Lineage: Eukaryota; Fungi; Basidiomycota; Agaricomycetes; Boletales; Suillaceae
Product: N-acetylglucosaminylphosphatidylinositoldeacety la se
Exons: 3
Coding region: 37-843 (268 amino acids)
Biological process (GO): GPI anchor biosynthetic process
Cellular component (GO): endoplasmic reticulum
Molecular function (GO): N-acetylglucosaminylphosphatidylinositol deacetylase activity
Source: RefSeq, a predicted model, not a curated record